ACGAUAUAAAAAAGUUAAACUAUCAAAAAGCAAAUGAUACUCUUACAAAAAGUCUACGUUCUAUUAUCAACGAUUGUAAAGACGAAAUUAGGAUACAGGAAGCCGCGAGACUUUUAGCAAAUAAGGCAAGUACAACCUGCACUUCUUAUGUAACAGUUGAGUUCAUGCUAGGAGAAAUCAACUGUUUGCUGGUCCUCCGAAUGCCUGCUUGGAGGCAUGAACUUAUUACCACAAUGUCUAAACAUGCGUGGGAUUCCGUUGUCAUGCUAGGAGAAAACAACUGUUUGCUGUUCCUCCGAAUGCCUGUUAGGAGGCAUGCCAAUGCCUACAGCAAAAGUACCUAUGGAAGCGAGAUUGACGAAUUAUGGGUUUCUGUAGAAUAUCAGAGAUCGGCACAAGAGAAAUUAAAUUAUGAACAAGAAUCAUCUAUAUGGGCUAAGGUAGAGAACUACCUUGAGAAUGCUUUGAAGAAAAAUUGGAGAAAGAAAAUACAUAGUUCAGAAUCUUUCUUCAUUAUUCAAAUUUUAAUAAACGUUUCUAAAAAUAAUCUUGGCACGCUUGGAGGUGUGGUCUUUGUAGGCAUGCUUUGUAUGAACAAGAUGCUAAAUUUAGUAAAAAUUGAAGAAAGUCAGAUUGGCAUAAUUGGAGGGAGAGAUCAGAGACGCUCUUUAAAUUAUGAAACUACUUUCGGAAAUAUCACCUUUGAUUGGAUCGAAUCACAUUCCACAUCGGCAAAAUUGACAAAAUCGCAUACCAGUUUAGGAAUCGUUAAAUUUGAUGUUAAAGGAAUACGUUUAUUUGAUGAUAAGGAAAUAUGGCACAUGGAGGUUACCGGACCACCAUCAACAACAAUAAUGAAUCAUGUAAUUGGCGAUACAAAGAAAUCGUUACAUAGUGACAUUUUAAACCUGGUUGCAAUUUUGCUUGAACAUUUAGACGUUCCUGUAAAAGUUGCGACAAAUAUAAAGGUGUUCAGUUUGCAAGCUAUUGGUUAUCGAAUCACACUAUAUUCUCUUAACAUAAUGGAUGAUGGUUCCUUUUUGGCAUCUGAAUUUGCCUCUGCAGAUGAAGUUGUAAAACAACUUUCAAUUAUGCAAGAACCUGAUUAA
Dentiscutata erythropus is the source of this 1109-nucleotide messenger RNA. NCBI's taxonomy places the organism in Eukaryota, Fungi, Glomeromycota, Glomeromycetes, Diversisporales, Gigasporaceae. The record is from the annotation of a GenBank genome assembly.